Lathyrus oleraceus (garden pea) is the source of this 2142-nucleotide messenger RNA. Its product is annotated as zinc finger BED domain-containing protein RICESLEEPER 2-like. The coding region runs from base 50 to 1447 and encodes 465 amino acids. Gene Ontology annotation, molecular function: protein dimerization activity; DNA binding. NCBI's taxonomy places the organism in Eukaryota, Viridiplantae, Streptophyta, Magnoliopsida, Fabales, Fabaceae. The record is from RefSeq and is a predicted model, not a curated record. The transcript has 4 exons.
AAUUAUUAGUUUCUCUUUAGUUCCAAAUCACAAAGGUGAUACCAUUGGCAUGAAAGUCGAGGACGUUUUGAGGGAAUGGGGGCUUAGGAAAGUGUCUACAAUUACCCUGGAUAACGCAACAGCAAAUGAUGUGGCUGUGAGUUAUUUGGAUAGAAGACUUAAGAGCAAGAAUGCUUUACUGGGUGUAGGUGAUUAUUUGCAUAUGAGGUGUGUUGCCCAUGUCUUGAACUUGGUAGUGAGAGAUGGUGAAAAAGAACAUGAAGGGUCUAUUGAAUCAGUUCGCACUGCUGUUAGGUUUGUAAGGUCUUCUCCACAAAGAGCUAUGAAGUUUAAGGAGUGUGUUGAACUUGCGGGCAUAACUUGUAAAAAAAAACUUUGUCUUGAUGUUUCUACAAGGUGGAAUUCCACUUACCUAAUGUUGGAUGCUGCUGAAAAGUUUGAAGCUGCAUUUGACAAUAUGAUUGAUGAGGAUCCUGGAUACAUCGAAUAUUUUGACCUCCUUACCGGUCCACCCGGUUCUCAGGAUUGGAAAAAAGUUAGGGCUUUUGUGGUUUUCUUACAAACCUUCUAUGAGGCAACCAAAGUGUUGUCAACUUCGCAAGAAGUGUCCUUGCAUUUAGCUUUUCAUAACUUGUCUUCAAUUUUGUGUGAGCUUCAAGAAGCUUCAUUUAACUUGAAUUCUUAUGUGGCUCCAAUGAUUUCACAUAUGAAGGUUAAAUAUGAUAAGUAUUGGGGGGAUGUGGGAAAAGUGAAUCAUUUUCUUUACUAUGGAGUGAUCUUUGAUCCUAGGUUUAAGUUUAACUAUAUUGAGUGGUCUUUUAAUGAUAUGUAUGGGCAUUCUAGUGACCUUGCCAAGAAAAAUAUUGAAUGUGUCAAAACUAGUUUGUUUAAACUAUAUAAUUGGCAUAAAUCUGAUCAUGAUAAAAAUGUUGGGGCUAGUCCUUUAAGUGCACCAGGGAGCACUUCCCUUGGAGAAGCAUCUUCCCAACCAAAAGAACCAUCACCUUUUACAAGGGCUAAUGCUUUUAAGAAACAUCUGAAGGAAAAAGACACAAUUGAAAAUGAAAAUGAACUAGAGAAGUACUUAGGUGACCCUUGUUGCGGGGAGGGGGAAAAUUUUAGUAUUCUUAAUUGGUGGAAGGAAAAUUGCACCCGUUAUCCUAUAUUAGCAACCUUGGUUCGGGAUGUGUUGGCAACACCUGUUUCUAGUGUAGCCUCAGAAAGUGCUUUUAGCACGGGGGGGAGGAUUUUAGAUAUCUAUAGGAGCUCUUUGAGUCCAGAUAUGGUCGAAGCGCUUAUAUGUACUCAAAACUGGUUGAAGCCUUCUGACAAUGAUCUAAAUGUCCUUAAUAUGACUGAAGAAUAUGAGAUUAGUGAAUCAAUUGUUUCAGAGUUUCAAGUAGCUACUGGUGGAGCAGCUGCUCCUACACAGGCUGGGCCUGUUUAAUUCUCGCCUAGGUAUGAAAAAUAUAGUUUUGUUUUAUGUCUUACAUUGGUUUAACUAUACUGAUUUGAUUUGAUUUGCAGCUGCGAAUUUUUGAAUAUUUUGGAGUCACUUUGUGAUUCAAUAAGACAAGCCUUUCUUUUUUGGAGUCAUUUUUUGAAACUAAGGAUGGAACCGUUUCAGUAGCUACUGCGUUUGCUGGUCAUCAGGCACGUUGUCUUGGGCUUAUGCAAUUGUUCUUACCGAAGUACACAAACAUAAUGUCACUUGUAUUUCUUUUGCAUUUGUGCUCAAGCUUACAAACUGAGUUUGAAUACUGCAUGUUAUGCUAAUCUGUUUUUGGUGGUGCAGUAUACUGGGAUGAUGUUACUUGAGGAGAUGGCCUGUGUAAUGUUCUCUUGCCUGUGUUGUUAGUUCUGUGCCUUCUCAUUCAAGUUCCAUUGAGUGUGUUGGGUUCGCACCAAGUUUUAUUUAUUCAAAGAUUGCUCAAGUCUUGAAGGACAGUGACAUCCUGGAGAUGACAAUCAGACAGGACGAGUUCAGCUUGUGCCUAGGUCAAGAGGAGGUGAAGAACAGUCUCUAGGGCGUUCAAGAUUUGGUACUGGAAAUGCAGGUCAGGGGUAUACUUUUGAAGAGGUAUAACUUAGUUACAACUUGCCUAAAAUAUCUUAUUUUUGUUAUUUGUGACUGACAUAAAU